Acanthoscelides obtectus is the source of this 1077-nucleotide messenger RNA. Lineage: Eukaryota; Metazoa; Arthropoda; Insecta; Coleoptera; Chrysomelidae. The record is from the annotation of a GenBank genome assembly.
AUGAUCCACCGCGAAGUAGCCGAUGGUCUAGAGCGUCUUUGGAACGUAAGAGUAAACUGCAUAUGGGAAGCCGAUGAAAGUAGUCGCCAUGGAGAGGUUUAUAUAUUCGACCAUGUAUUUAAGCAGGAAUGUACAAAUUCAGAUGUAUAUGGAUCUGUAGUAAAACCUUUAGUCGAUUCCUUCAUGGAAGGUUUCAAUGCCACAAUAUUUGCAUAUGGCCAAACAUCUUCUGGCAAAACACACACCAUUUUGGGCAAUAAAACAGAUCCUGGGCUUUUCCAAUUAGUAUCCAAUCAGUUAUUCCAGCAUGUGGCAGACCAGGUUGAUAAGAGGUACUUGAUUAGAUGCAGUUAUAUUGAAAUCUACAAUGAAAAGAUCAAUGACCUCCUGGAUAAGAGCAAUCAGGGUUUAACUAUAAGAGAAGAUAUCAAAGGAAAUGUGCUGCUUGAUGCAAGGGAAGCUGUCGUAGACAAUGUUGAUAAAGUUAUGGAGAACAUGAUGCAGGGCAAUAAGAUCAGACGAGUUGCAGCUACUCGCAUGAAUGAGAGGUCAUCUCGAUCACACACGAUUUUCCGGAUUAUUCUGGAGUCGAAAGAUGCCAAUCAGAAAGAUGGACCUGUACAUAUAAGCUACCUUAACUUAAUGGACUUAGCUGGUUCUGAGAGAGUUUCUCUGACGAAAGCUGCUGGUGAGCGUCUUAAAGAGGGGGCUAACAUAAACAAAUCUUUGUCAGUAUUAGGAAAUGUGAUAAGGCAACUAAGCGAGGGGAAGGAGUUUAUCAGUUAUCGCGAUUCGAAAUUGACUAGACUGCUCUCACAGGCUCUUGGCGGUAAUGCCAAAUCAUUGAUUAUCGGGAAUGUUACUUUAGCUGCAGAGGAGGAGACUAGAUCUACACCAGAAUUCGCCCAAAGCACUAAAACUGUCAAAAAUAAAACGAAAGUAAACAUCUUGUCAGCUACAGAAGAGACACUUCAAGGAUAUCAGAACUUGACUCGCGAUCUCGAAACUCGGCUCAAAAAGCAGGCAAUUAAGCUAAAGAGAUGGAUAAAAGCAAACAAGAGUAUCUGCUCGAGAUAG